ACAAAAAAAAAAAAAAAAAAAAAAAAAAACUCAUCCACAAUUAAACAUCCUCUGCAUGCGCCAUUGCGAUAUGCAAAGUCAUCGACAACAAUACAGCUUCCUUUUAUGUCCAUAAUCACAUCAAAUCUUGCUCUUCAAGCUGCAGGGCUUCCUACACGACCAAUGACGGCAUCGCCAUCAGCCAACGAUGGAGCUCAGCGUUUCUUGUACUACAUCAACUUGCUUAGAACAAGCUCGUCUCUGUCUCUGGAGCUACCCCGCCCUGUGCCUACUGUUUGUUAUACGGCAUCCCGACACCGAUGACGGCAAUAUGCCAAGAUCGUCAUCGCCGAGACUCUGAUCCCCGUACCGUUCCCUCACUUCGGCCGAUAACGUACUAUACAUAAUGUCAUCGAAUUUGACAUUCACUCGCAAGUGCGGGGAUGUUGCUUGAGGACCCGUAGUUAGGUAGCCAUCUCGGGCGUCUUGGCAUGACUUAUAUAGCAGCUUUUUAUGCUCCGAGCAGACACUACACGAUGUGAUCCAUGUUUUGCGCGUCCGGUUCCGGCUCAGUAUUUGUCUGUCAGGUACUACUUAUAUUUAGAACCGGCCCCAUUCUUGUCAAAAAUUUCUUCACCUGGGCGUGUUCACCUUGCAGUUGUCCCAGCCGCCUUACUGGCAAUUGAAUGAUACUACUGCGCUAACCGCCAAAGUAGUGUAACAAGCCCAUACACGUUCCAAUAGUAAGGCAGUCAGAUAGACAAGAUGCGGCAAAAACUCUCCACGUUCGCCGUCGUCGUCUUUGCAUCAGGUCUGACCUGGGCAUGUCAGCGCGAAUGGGACCCUUUCGCACCGCACACCCACAGGAAACCCUUGGAAAAGCGUCAAGAGACCGAGCAAUGGCCACCAGUCCUGAAUGAUCGGGAGACGGUCGUCGUUAACGCCUUCGACAACGUUACUAUUGAUCAAUGGUCGGAAUACUAUGGCCAUCAGAACAAGCUUGGUGGUCUCGGUCGUCAAGCUGCAGAAUGGACUGCCGCCCGGUGGAAUGAACACGGCUUCAACGCACAGCUCAACGAGUACCACGUUUACCUCAGCUACCCGCUAUCUUCAUCGCUGCACCUUACGACUGCCGACGGAAAACGCAAGGAGAUCUCGCUGAAGGAGGAUGCACUUGAGGAGGAUGACGUUACGGGGCGCAAGGAUAACCAGCCGACUUUCCACGGCUACUCGGCCUCGGGCAACGUCACGGCCGAGUAUGUCUACGUCGGCCGCGCUGGCAAAGAGGACUUUGACCGUCUCAUUGAGCUGGGUGUUAACCUGACCGGUAAGAUCGCCCUCGCCCGCUAUGGUGCCAUGUUCCGCGGGCUCAAGGUCAAGAAUGCUCAGGACAAGGGCAUGAUUGGUUGUGUUAUUUUCUCCGACCCUGGCGACGAUGGCAAUGUCACCGUCGCCAAGGGCGUUGCUGCCUAUCCACAUGGGCCGGCUCGGAAUCCAUCCUCCGUUCAAAAGGGUUCAGUCUUGUUCCUGAGCACUUCGACUGGCGACCCGACCACACCGGGAUACCCAUCGCACGAGGGCGCCCCGAGGACCGAGAUCAGCAGCGUCACGCCUCAGAUUCCUUCCAUUCCCAUCUCGUAUGCGGCCGCACAGGAGCUUCUCAGGGCCCUGGAUGGACACGGCUUCACCCCCAGCCAAGUCAACCGCACGAGGAACGGGUGGCAAGGUGCGAUCCAAGAUGUGACUUACAGCACCGGACCCGCACCCGGAGUCACACUGUCACUCAACAACCAGAUGGAGGGCAAGAUUACUCCGAUCUGGAACGUUAUUGGCCGUAUCAACGGAACCAAUGAAGAUGAGACUGUCGUCAUCGGCAACCACCGUGAUACUUGGAUGAUUGGAGGCAACGCUGAUCCAAACUCUGGGUCUGCUGUCCUUGUAGAGCUUACCAAGGUGUUUAAUAAGCUUUUGAAGUCUGGGUGGAAGCCUAGACGCAACAUAAUUUUGGCCUCUUGGGAUGCCGAGGAGUAUGGCAUGGUGGGUAGCACUGAAUGGGUCGAGGACAAUAUCCUCAGCCUCACAGAAACGGCAGUAGCAUACUUGAACAUAGAUCGUAAGCUGACCGACCCUUCAGACGUCGCUGUCUCCGGACCUCACCCCGAUAUUUCCGCUACACCUGAGCUCCACAGAGUUGCCACAGAGACCAUGAAGAAGGUCGUCCAUCCCAACUUUGGUGGCUUCAACCGUAGUCUGUAUGACAUGUGGGUAGAUGCGCCGGGUGGCGGCAUGGUCGGAGUCCUUGGUAGCGGCAGUGAUUACACGUCAUUCCUUCAUCACGGCAUUAGCUCGCUCGACACUGGUAGCUACGGCAAGAGCGGAGACCCCGUCUGGCACUACCACAGCAACUACGACAGCUACCACUGGAUGUCGACCUUUGGCGACCCGGGCUUUUUGGUCCACGCGGCCAUGGGCCAGUACCUGUCGCUGUUGGCUCUGCGCCUGAUUGACGACGAGGUCCUGCCAUUCGACCUCGGCAAUUACGCCGUCGAGCUUAAAGCAUAUCGCGACGACCUGGCCGAGUUUAUCAAGAAGGCUGGGCAGGGCUUUGCCAACGUUGACCUGUCCGAGCUCAACAACGCCAUCGCCGAGUUCGAGAAGCGCACAUCCGAGGUCAAGACGCUCGAGAUGCUGGCCGUGUCGACCAAGAACGCGGAUCUCAUCAAGGUCGUCAACUACAAGUACAGGGACUUUCAGCGCGGCUUCGUCAGCCAGGGUGGCCUCCCCGGCCGCCAGUUCUACAAGCACGUCGUCAUGGCCCCCGGCCUGGACACGGGCUACGCGGCCGUCACGUUCCCGGGCAUCCAUGAGGGCGUGCAGUAUGCCAACGCGUCUGUGGCACAGGAGUGGGUUGGCCGGACGGCGAGGGGUAUCUUGAGGGCGGCUGAUAUCGUCAAGACGUAACGUGCACAUGUCGACGGUGGAUUGGGAUAGAAAUACUGUUUGGUCUUGAUCAUAAAGGUUAUGGAGUUUCAAAAAAAGUUUGCAAGGAGUAUGGUUUUACUGGGAAGCGCGGUCAUUAUGGUCAAUGUUAAUCUCUAAUUAGGAAACGCGGCCGGUAUGCAGGUCGGACUUGGGAGAAUAUAUUAUCAAUCAGCGGUGACUGUUCUGG
This is a messenger RNA of Pyricularia grisea, 3148 nucleotides long. RefSeq lists its product as uncharacterized. Gene Ontology annotation, molecular function: carboxypeptidase activity. Lineage: Eukaryota; Fungi; Ascomycota; Sordariomycetes; Magnaporthales; Pyriculariaceae. The record is from RefSeq and is a predicted model, not a curated record. The coding region runs from base 745 to 2940 and encodes 731 amino acids. The transcript is spliced from 7 exons.